CAAGCCUUGCAUGCAAUGCGGGUCACGCGACCGCGCUUCACAGAACGCGUUAUCUUACACGACGAAAUAAGUUUUAAGGAUUCCAAGCCUGCCCAGCUGAGAUGUCAUAAUAUGGUGUGGGAAGUGAAAACUCAGUCGGUCCCUCAGAGAGCCCAGGAAAGCCAGACACAGAGCUCAGGUAUGGACGAGGCCUUCGACUUGCUUAAAUGCAACGAGCGCCUUCCCUCCUCACCUGGCUGUCCGUCUAAUGAGAGUCACAUGGAUUACGAUGACCUGCCUGAGCUGCAGGAGGUGCAGGAUGACCGGUUGACCCUGGGCGUGUUCCAGGUGGCCCCGGGCGUGUCACAUCAUGAGGAGGGGCCCGUCAAGGGGCGGAGCUCCAGGCCAGAGGGCAGCGUUUCACACACAAACUGGCUGACCGAGCUGGCCAACAUCGCCACCAGCCCUCAAAGCCCCCUGCUCCAGAACGCUCCACAAAACCGGUCUUCUCCUGUCCACAUCUUCUCCAACAGUAGAAGUUUACAUUCCUACGCUCGACCCCCUCUGUCUUCCAGCAGCGCUCCCGGUCCCGCCCGCAGCCACAUGAGGGAACGCCGCCGCACCAGGGCAAGCAGUGAGUCCGAGUCGGGCAUCUUCUGCAUGUCGUCUCUGUCCGAUGAUGAUGACAUGGGAUGGUCCCAUUCCUGGCCCUCCACUGCCUGGCAUUGUUUCCUGAAAGGAACACGUCUACGCUUCCACAAAGGUCCGAACGUGGAGUGGCAGGAUGCAGAGGACGUGAUUGAGUCGGAUGAAGAUUCAGAUGACGAGGGAGGAACACAGUCCAACCCAAUGAAGAAUUAUGGCUCUGAUGGGCUAAAGCUGGUGGUCUUUGAGGAGAGUGUGUCUUUCGGCCAGUCUGUCCUGAAAUUAACCUUUGACCCUGGUUCCUCUGAGGCAGGGCUCCUGACCGCUGAGUGCUGUUUGGACCAUCCGUUUUUUGUGAAAAAUAAAGGAUGGUCUUCUUUCUAUCCGAGCCUCACUGUUGUACAGCAUGGCAUUCCCUGCUAUGACAUGCAGGUGGGAGACUUGUGUCUGCCUCCAGGACACUGCGACGCCAUCAACUGUGACGACUCGGUCGUUUUUGACACUUUUAAGAGUUAUGACUUCACCCCUCUGGACUCGUCUGCGGUGUAUGUUCUGAGCAGUAUGGCACGCCAGCGCCGGGCAUCCCAGUCCAGCGGGGGCGCUGUGAGUCCAGACUGUGACAAAAUGGACAUCCUCGGCUCCUCCCACCACUCCCCCAGCAGCAAAUCACAGCGCAGCCUCGCCUCAGGAAACUCUGGAGCCACACCCACAAAGUGCAAGCGGCCAAUGAACGCCUUCAUGCUUUUUGCCAAGAAGUACAGGGUGGAAUACACACAGAUGUACCCCGGCAGAGACAACAGAGCCAUCAGCGUGAUUCUGGGCGAUAAAUGGAAGAAGAUGAAGAACGAGGAGAGGAGGAUGUACACCAUGGAGGCCAAAGCUCUGGCCGAGGAGCAGAAACGUCUCAACCCUGACUGCUGGAAACGCAAGAGAACUAACUCGGGCUCUCAUCAAAACUAGAAGAAAAUGAACUGGACAGCAGGAGACAUGAACGAUCAACUGCAACUGUGAUGCUACACGCACUUGCUUUAGGAAACAUCAUACUAAAUAUCAUUACAACGAAACGUCUUCACGAGAAGAAUUGUGAAAGAAAAAAUAUACGAACGGAAGGCAAAUCAUAAUAUAAUUAUAUGCAAUAUAAAAUGUAAUCUAGUCGACUAACAGUGCUUGUGUAUUUUUCUUAUCCUUGCGAAAACGAUGAAAAAGCCUUACUCUGCCAAAGCAAGACAUCGCUCAGUUCCUAUAUCAGGUAAUUUUGUAUUUCUAGGCUUGAAAGGUGCAACCCUGUGGUGCUAUUUUACUGAGGCCGGAGGAGUGAUAAAUACAAAAAAUGUCUAUUUUUAAAUGUAAAAAGGUGAACUUUAGAUGUUAGCUCAUUUUUUCAGCUGUUCAUAUUAAUUGUAUCUGUAUAACUCAAGUUAUUGCACAGACUCGAGUGUGUUGCAAAAUAGACGGAUGAUGUUAAACUGCAUGUUCGUGGAUGUGCUGGAAAGGGUUAAAUUUAAUUUGACGUUAGUCCAGUUUAGGCCAUGUUCAGUGUGUGUGUGAAAGUCUAUUCAUACGGCCAUAUUGUACAUGGAUAGAGUCCCACACACAAGCAUACGAGUACAAACGACACACAUGUUGUCACAUACAGCAGCACUUCAGGGUCAUGCCUUCACUGUAAGUGUUCUUGUUUUUGCACUUUAUAUUCAUAUAUAUAUAUAAAUACAACCAAUAAAUGUAUACAAGCUGAAAUGUGUAAAAAUAUAUAUAUAUAAAUCAUGAUAAGAUGUAUCUUUUGACACAAUCAUGGCCAAACUGAGCACGUUUGCCAUUGGAUUGCAUUACAAAAACAUUUUGUUAAUAUUGUACAGGUCCACGUUCCCAUCCAGUUCUUGCACAAACUAUUCUUGUAUCAUAUUAUGAAUAAAGUUUUAAACACGCUUCCCUAAA
Carassius auratus (goldfish) is the source of this 2559-nucleotide messenger RNA. Its product is annotated as HMG box-containing protein 1-like. The transcript is spliced from 11 exons. The record is from RefSeq and is a predicted model, not a curated record. NCBI's taxonomy places the organism in Eukaryota, Metazoa, Chordata, Actinopteri, Cypriniformes, Cyprinidae. Gene Ontology annotation, molecular function: RNA polymerase II cis-regulatory region sequence-specific DNA binding; DNA-binding transcription factor activity, RNA polymerase II-specific; protein binding. Gene Ontology annotation, cellular component: nucleus. Gene Ontology annotation, biological process: regulation of transcription by RNA polymerase II. Bases 16 to 1584 code for a protein of 522 amino acids.